This is a messenger RNA of Salvelinus fontinalis (brook trout), 5347 nucleotides long. RefSeq names its product podocalyxin-like protein 2. NCBI's taxonomy places the organism in Eukaryota, Metazoa, Chordata, Actinopteri, Salmoniformes, Salmonidae. The coding region runs from base 262 to 2115 and encodes 617 amino acids. The transcript has 9 exons. The record is from RefSeq and is a predicted model, not a curated record.
UGUUGCGCCUCUGGGAUUAGAAACUCUGUGGUAGCAGCGUCUGUCACAGCAAACUUGUCUCCACGCAGCCACAGCGCUCAAUUGCAGAUAAUCGUGAACCGGUGCAUCCAAGUUCAGCCGUUUAUCACGCCUAGCGGUCCUUACGUCUUAACCAGCCAGACUAUUUGCGAUGACGUGCCUCCCAUCUGUCCGCUACCGCAGCUGAAAAACAACAAUCAAAGAUCUCAAUUUAAACAUUUUAGAAGUGUUUAUGCUGCAGUUAUGGCAGGCCUGCAUCGCACGUUAAUAUUCGGCUCCACACUGUUGUUCCUGUUGUCCUGUGACGCCCUGUUGAGUGAUGGACCACCCACCCUGCUGUCCACCUCCCAGCCCUCUCCUCUGUCCCUCAUUGACCUGGACCUAGAUGUGGAGGAGCAGCCUGAGAUGAUGACCGUUCCAGGCAGCCCCACCACGGUACCAGGCCUAACCUCCCAGGGACGGGAGACCUCCCAGCAGGACACGUCCCAGGAGGCCUCAGGGUUCUUCACUGAGGACGGUGAAGACAACAAGCCUCUCCAGUCCUCUGUUAAUCUCUGGGACGAUGUCAGAGACCAAGUCAACAUCACUGAUCUAGACAGGAACUCCCUCAGAGGUUACAGUCAAACCCUCUCCCAGUCCUCCACCUCUCCCAUGGAGGAACCCAGACAGGGGAACCACACUUCUCCUUUCAUGACUGCGAUGGAGAACCUGGAGCGGGAGUUAUGGGAGAUGGAGAGAGAGUCCAGCGGCCUCCCCGUAGAGCCUGGCUAUGCCCAGAACCAGGGCCUGUCUACCACCACCAUCCCUGCUGCUGACCCGGUGGUUCCGGUAGACUUCACCACCUUAGACCCACAAUAUGUCCCUGUACACGGGGGCCAGGAAUCACCUCCGGGGGACACAGUGGAGGUAGAGGUAGCAGAGAAGGAAGAGGAGAUGGAUAGGGAGAUGAAAAGGGAGAGUACCACCACUGAGCCUGACGUCUCCAUCGCCUCCUCCAGACCCACCCUCCCAGAGGUGGGUGUCUUCCCCAGCUUUGGGCCCUUACAGCCAGACAACAUUCAUACAGAAGACCGGGAGGAGGUGGUGGAGGAAGGUGACGAAGAGGAUGAAGAGGAAGAGGAGACAGUGGUCCUUGGAGGACCUGGGAGUGACAGGGGGAGAGGAGGGGCCAUCUCUCCCCUGACCACGGUCCCCUCUGCGUCUUUGGCCCCCACAGUCGGCUUCACAGAGGACUCCUGGGAUCGUCAGGAGGACGGGAGGGAGGGCCGGGAGGAGGAGGAGAGGGGGCAGGAGGAGCAGGAGGUCAAAAAUGGAGGAACAGAGCUGUUAACAGAGACAGAUAUCCUCCAUGGUGCACACUUCUCACAGGAGAUACAGCAGGUGAUCUGUGUGGACUGGAGCGAUCUGGCUGGGAAUGGCUACAUCAUUCUCAACAUGUCAGACAGCGUUGACUGUGAUGAGUUCCGUGUGGAGAGUGGGGACCGGCUCCUGGAGCUACUAGAAACAGCCUUCUCUAGGAAGAUGGACAGUCCUCAGGGCUCCUGGCUCAUCUCUCUCUCUAAACCCACCAUGCAGGACCACCAGCUGCUCAUCACACUGGCCAGUGAACACGGAGUUAUUGCCACCAAGGAUGUGCUAUCGAUGUUAGGUGAAAUAAGGAAAGGUUUACACGAGAUUGGCAUCCAGAGCUACAGCAGUGCUAGCACCUGUCACUCCAGACCCAGUCAGACGCGUAGCGACUACGGGAAGCUGUUUGUGGUCCUGGUGAUCAUAGGUUCUGUCUGUGUGGUCAUCAUCGCCUCUGGUCUAAUCUAUAUCUGCUGGCAGAGACGCCUGCCUACGCUGAAGACUAGGACACGAGGCGAGGAGCUCCAUUUUGUGGAGAACGGCUGCCAUGACAACCCCACCCUGGACGGGGGGCAGCCAGAGAUGCAGGAGAAGAAACACCACCCGUACCACCACGCUAAUGGACUGACGGCUGGGACCGGGUCUGGGGGGAUGGCCGGGGGGGAGGGAGGGAGCAGUGGCUGGCAGGUCCUGGUCAACAAACCUGGAGGGAAGGAAGAGGAUAAUAUGGAAGAGGACACACACCUUUAGUAGAGAGAAGAAGAGGAUACACACCUUUAGUAAAGAGAAGAAGAGUGGAAGAGGAUACACACCUUUAGUAGAGAGAAGAAGAGUGGAAGAGGAUACACACCUUUAGUAGAGAGAAGAAGAGGAUACACACCUUUAGUAGAGAGAAGAAGAGUGGAAGAGGAUACACACCUUUAGUAGAGAGAAGAAGAGGAUACACACCUUUAGUAGAGAGAAGAAGAGUGGAAGAGGAUACACACCUUUAGUAAAGAGAAGAAGAAGAGUGGAAGAGGAUACACACCUUUAGUAAAGAGAUGAAGAAGAGUGGAAGAGGAUACACACCUUUAGUGAAGAGUGGAAGAGGAUACACACCUUUAGUAGAGAGAAGAAGAGGAUACACACCUUUAGUAGAGAGAAGAAGAGUGGAAGAGGAUACACACCUUUAGUAGAGAGAAGAAGAGGAUACACACCUUUAGUAGAGAGAAGAAGAGUGGAAGAGGAUACACACCUUUAGUAAAGAGAAGAAGAAGAGUGGAAGAGGAUACACACCUUUAGUAAAGAGAUGAAGAAGAGUGGAAGAGGAUACACACCUUUAGUAAAGAGAAGAAGAGUGGAAGAGGAUACACACCUUUAGUAAAGAGAAGAAGAAGAGUGGAAGAGGAUACACACCUUUAGUAAAGAGAAGAAGAAGAGUGGAAGAGGAUACACACCUUUAGUAAAGAGAAGAAGAAGAGUGGAAGAGGAUACACACCUUUAGUAAAGAGAAGAAGAGUGGAAGAGGAUACACACCUUUAGUAAAGAGAAGAAGAAGAGUGAAGGAGGAUGGAAAACGGGUAGCCUGGAUCCAGAUCUUUUUGUGCUGUCUUGCCGACUUCUAUGGUCAUUGUCACAUUUGGCUUGGUAAAGACGGCACAAACAGAUCUGGCAGUCGGACUGGGCUAGAAAGAGAACUCAUGAUGAAGACGCAAAAAAUCAUCAGUGUUGUGAAACUUGUGAAUGCAUCGGCUGUCAAAUUAGAAACACACAUGAAGUAAACUUAUCAGAAGAAACAACUUCUUUAAGCUACUUAGAUGUUUUAUCUAUUGACUAUGAUUAUAUGAUAUGGACUUGAUCAUCUACUCUGCUUUCCUUUUUUGUCAACUAAGCAUGAUUCACAUCUAUUACUAAACACUGUACAGCUACAGGGACGUUUCAGAAUGUUGAAACAUUGAAUGUUAGAUUACCCAAUCAGAUUGAAUAGAGGUGGUAUCCCUCUGUUAUGAGUAUGAAUGUUCAUAGUGGAACUCCGGAAGUUAGGAUAUUGUAUUUAACAUGUUGAAUGCAGACUUAAACGCUAUAUGCUAGCUAUUCUGUAUUGUGUAAAGUUGGAAUGGCUGCUCUGUAUCUGGUCAGUUCACACUGAUCUUAGUUCAAAAUCACACAAUAAUUUGGAAGCAGCCAUUACUCUCAGCCUCCUUACAAUCAAGAAUAAAUCAACAAAAUAACUAGUUUGGUUGCCGGAUUUGAUUGCUUUUUGCAAACUGAUCUCUGGCUGCUGUGGCAUGGUAACAAACAAGGGGUUGGCUAAAACAGUCUGGCAACCAGACUGCAAAACAACAGAGGGAGGCUGGCAAUAUUUAAAAUGCUUUCAGUUAUAGUUAUAUAUAUCACACUGAAUUAACUGAUUAUAAGCACAGCUAAUAUUGUUUUGGGCUAUUAACUGUAGAAGUGAAGGCCUGUAAAUAUGAAUGUAAUUUGAAGUCAUGCUGCUAUAAUUUCUUCUGUGGCGUUAAUGACAUUCUGUCAUUUAAAUGUGAACAAUAUAUCUUCUCCGCCUGACAGUAUUGCCACUGCUUCAAAAUGGUGGGAUAUGUUUUUAGUGCAGAGUCAGCUUGAGGUCAGCUUAUUUUACAGAAAGGGAACAAUAUCACCAAGCAGGCAUGCUGGCACACAUCUCCCAUAGCCUACACUGUGCUUGGCCUAUAAGUAUUUGAAACGCUUAAAUCAGUAUCACAAGCUAAAACUGUUUUUGUGUGUGUGUGUGGGGGGGUUGGGGGGGGGGGGGGGUUAGCUUCCAAAAAUAGUAAGAUCUUAUAUUGGAGGGAUAGGCUACUAAACGAAUGCUGUCCCCUCCUCAUUUGUUGUAUUUCGCAUGACUAAACAAGCAGAUAGCCACUAUGUUUUAAAUUCUGUAUUGGAGGGUUGACCUCGCCAGGGUCGUGUUCAUUAGGCAUCAAACGGAAGAAAACUGACUGAAUCAGGGAGGGACUACUUGACUUGUCCAAUAAGAAACACACAUUUUAAUAUUCCGUCGCAAGAUCAUUUUCCGUUGUUGCGUUCCCUAAUGAACACGACAAGAGGAAAGUUCAGAGAAUAGGAGAACCAAUUAUUUAUAUAUACACUAAAUGACUGAUAGGGGGCGCUGUGUUGAAGCCAAUGCACAGCCAUCUUGGUACUCCUCCUCCAUUGUAAUGAAGCCACCGCAGAUCCAUCUUGGUACUCCUCCUCCAUUAUAAUGAAGCCAAUGCACAGCCAUCUUGGUACUCCUCCAUUGUAAAACAUUUUUCGGGAAGCUAUAUAAAUCCAUUUAUUAAUGUCUACAUUCGUUUUAAAUUAUAUUAUGUGAGCUAAACAUAAUAUAUAUAAAUAAAACAUACUAUUUUGAGAUUACUAAUGUUACUGUCCCCACUACAACAACAAAAACUACUUUAAAAUGUAAUUUUGUCCUUGAAACAUUUAUUUGAAAUGCUGUAGAAUUCCAUUCAUUCCUGUGGAGGACUGCUCCUACAGGGGAGUACCAAUAUGGCGUCCCGAAGGCUUCAAAAACCUCUCAAUGGCCAAUACGUAGCAUUGGUCUGAGAAAUCAGCAGUAGGUCUGUGUGGGCUGCUCCGAUGUAUUGCUCGUGCAGUGUUGUCUCUAUCCACUUGAAAGCUACACUGAGAUAAGUGUGGCUCAGUGUCGUUAAAAUGUCGAUGUUAUUGAUGAAGUAAUAUCGCAUCUUUGAGUGUCAUCAAGUUUUGUGUGUGUUAUUUCUAUUAGAAGUGUACUGACCUUGUCCCGAGGCUCCAUUGCUACGACAGAGAGAGAGAGGGAGAUGGCUGGAGAUGAGAUUAGAAGAUUUGUUAUUUGGAUUUAUAAAUUAACAUGAUUUCUAGUUUUUCCCACAACUUUUUGUGCGAAAUUUUGUUUUUUAAAUUCAUAUUAGUUUAUUAAUCUUUCACUGUUUUGGAUUUAUGUAUCAUGCAAUAUAUAGAAAAUAAACGUCUGGGAAAUGUU